AUGUGGGCGCUCACUCCCUCUGUAUUCGCGAAUAUUCAUUGGAAUCAGUCUCCGUUGCGAUAUCUUGGAGUACCUCUCGAUAACUUCCGUAAUAGUGGACCUCAUUGGACGUCCACGAUUACCACUAUCCGUCGAAAGGUGACAACCUGGCAAGGACGUGAUCUCUCCAUUUUUGCGAGAGCUAAGGCAUGCAAUACAUUUCUCGCUUCUAAGCUUCUUUAUGUUCGGCAGGUCUUGCACUGCUCACGUGUCCAUGUCCAGGCAUUUCAUAGAGUAUUUGCAUGUUUUAUUUGUCAUUCAUCAUGGGAAGCCAUGAGAAGGGACAACCUUUUUCUCCCGCUUGAAAAGGGAGGCCUGGGUCUUGUGCAUUUGUUUGUGCGACAAUUGGUCAUGCGCUUAUUUUACCUUAAAAAUGUCCGUCAUCCAUUCUUUCUCGCAGUUAAUCGAGCACGUCUUGCGUCACACCUCCCUUUUCUUUUUGUCACGACAAACUUUGCUCAGGAACUACCGUUAUGGGGCUUCUUAAAGGAACUUGUCGACACUAUUUCAUUCUUAAAAGCCAGAUUCAACCUUGAAUAUUUGUUUACCGUUAAUCGCACGUACCUAAAUGUAGCACUUAUAGAUAAACUUUUCCCUGAACUUCUGUACCGAAAGCCGUAUCUGUCUCUAUUUGGUCAAGAUGUUCUUUGCCGUGUCCGUAGAAUGUGCAUAGCGCCAGCAGCGAAAACGUUUUUCUUUAAGCUGCACACCUCCACACUGCCAGUUAAAACGUGGCUUCAGGAAAAAGGACUGUAUGUAGCUUGGAAUACAAAUUGUAGGCUUUGCAAUCAACCCGAGACAAUAGAACAUUGCUUUAUACUUUGUCGUGACGCAUUUCUUUUUUGGGACAUUUUACAAAGAACUAUCAAAAAAACCAUUCCUCUCACAUGUUACGGUAUCCGGUUCCUUCCGUUCAAAAAGACAGCCAGUAAUACACCAUAUGAUUUGUUUAUGUUAUUAGGACUUUAUUCAUUAUGGAGAAGUCGAAUGAUCGACAGACAUGCCGAGCCACCUCGCUCGACAAGGUCUAUCUUCCGAGAAGAGACUGCUCAAGUCCGUAGUGUGGUGGCUACAUAUGAUCCCGUCCCUGAAUGGAUUUCACGUCUGGACGCUUGUGUUUGUUUGCCAGAAUUUUGAACUGUCAUUGGACUGUAUACUAUCUGUGAAUUUGUUUCUCUUGUAUGUUCAUAUGUAAUGUAACUGCAUUGGUUUGACAACACCGAUAAUUCCAUGCAAUAAAGAAAAAAAAAAGUUAGGAGUGGUGCAGUGAUAAGAUGCCGGUUUCGGAAUCGUGAGGUCGUAAGUUUGAAUCCUCGGCGGGGACGUUUUUUUUUUUAAAUUUUUUUUUUAACUUUUAUAUAUUUCUUUUCUGUGCUAACAAAUUUACAUAACCUUAAGGAGGUCUCUGUCAAUUUUUAAUUAAAUAUUGAUCAAGAGCUACAGAACUCUCUACUACAGGACGUCACACUACAGACAACAGAACUACAGGCAACAGUACUACAGACAACACAACUACAGAAACAACGUCCCAAAAUACGAGAGACUGAAAUUUCCUGUUGUGUUUUUCAACUGGGCAGUUAACAGUAAAUAUAGAAAUUAACACUACACAAAACACACUUAACGGUGAUCAAGUAAUCAGAGUUCAAAAGAAAACAAAUGAUGGCAUAUACGCAUGGCCGCGCAGCAGCAGCAAGUCCAUUGAGCGUGGAGUCGACGGCAGAGCUUUCCGAAGAACGCUGGCAAGCCGAUCUCGUUGCGGUGGAUGUCAUUUCUGGGCUGGGUUUCCCGAGAGUCUAGGUCUGACGUCGUCCCUCGAGCAGGUUGAGCUAACUUUACCGUGAGCUUCGUUGCAGACGUUGGUUUGUCGUCUCUUACGCCAACUGGUAACUCGCAGUUCAGACGCGGCUAAGCGGGCCAGUCGAUACUGAACGGUACUAGCACUUUGACGCUUCUCAGCAGAUUGUAGGCUCAGCAUCUAGACUGCCUAGCCUGGUCUAAAACCUGCGUUUAAAUAACUUCUGUUUUCCCUAGUUCCCUGUGUUGCGGAACGGCAGAUAUUGGUGACGAUCCAAUCAAGUUCACCCAGUUGUAUCCCGGCUCCUCCCAAGGUCUUGGCCGCGUCCCUUUUAAUUUGGGGCGAGGGAACGGGUGAUUCCCCCCUGCUUUUAGAGGACACGCACUUGUAUUGCACCACACACGCACACCCUUGAGUCCGUGGCGGGCGUCUAUUGUUCGUUCACAAGCACGGGCGAAACGUCGGCAGCCAGCCAUACGGCGCUGUCGGCACACAUACACUGUCAGCACUUCGUAGACAAUGAAUUGCACAGACACACCGCAUAUUUCGGAGUAUUCACACCCGUGCUUUCUUAGCAAGCUUCUCAAUGCACGCGCGGGGCAGAGAUACAGAGGGAU
Molecule: messenger RNA, 2451 nt
Organism: Dermacentor andersoni
Lineage: Eukaryota; Metazoa; Arthropoda; Arachnida; Ixodida; Ixodidae
Source: RefSeq, a predicted model, not a curated record